Messenger RNA from Scylla paramamosain (green mud crab), 9097 nucleotides. Its product is annotated as monocarboxylate transporter 12-like. Gene Ontology annotation, biological process: transmembrane transport. Gene Ontology annotation, cellular component: membrane. Gene Ontology annotation, molecular function: monocarboxylic acid transmembrane transporter activity. The record is from RefSeq and is a predicted model, not a curated record. NCBI's taxonomy places the organism in Eukaryota, Metazoa, Arthropoda, Malacostraca, Decapoda, Portunidae.
GGAAAGUUGGUUGUCUGCAAAGGUUCCAGGGAGCGGGAGGGACAGACGCUGGAAGGUUACUUGGUUCUAUUGUUUCCUGUAUUGUUGCUUCCAGGCCCCGGGCACCUCGACGGAAUGCACGGAUGACAGCACCACACGAAGUCGAAGGGCGGAGUGUGAUGGCCGGGUCGGGGUCAUGUGAGGGCGUGCUGCUCCAGGUGCUGGCACCGUGGGCUCUGGCCCCUACCCCUCCUCCCAGCUGUCGUCGAUUCCAACACUACCCCACAGUCCCAACCCUGCCCCGCUUCGCCCUGCCUCGCCUGUUCCGGGGACACCAUCGGCGGCAGCUCUGUGCCUCUCGUGUGUGGCGUGACUCCCGGCCCCUUUAGGACUUCUUGCCCCGCCGCCCCCUGGGCCGUCAAACUGACCUGUUGUGAGAGUACGGAUCUAAGUAUAGAGCCUUUAUUAACACUAAACUUAAAUAACUGGUCUGUGUGUGGCCGGCUAGCAUUAGUGAAGUAGAUGAAUGAGUUGAGUGACGCGCUGCGUGGCUCGUGUUGUGUUCGUGAGUGUGUUGAACCUGAGGUUACAUGUCAGCAGCGGAUGUAGUAAGCAGGCCAGUGCAGGCGGUGGGCAUGGAUGACGGGGGCCGCGGAUGGAGUGGGUGCUGGGGAUUCAGAUCAAGAUGGCGAAUUACCAUACAGUUCUAGGGAUGCCCAUGUAGGGGUGGCACUGAGCCCCUCCAGGGCCAUCCCCGUCACAGCCUUUGGGUCCCCGGGGCGCUCAUCCCAAAACUGCCAGGGCUUAGCGGGUGUGGCCACAGUCAAGGGCACCUGUGUUGUUCCAUUGAGCCAAGAGGGGUAUGGUGAUGCUGAAAUGGGCCUGGCAGGGAACUUCAGCAUCCUGGCGGUGGACGGCCUCAGUGAUAAGUCAGGCGGUGUCUACAAGGGAGCGCCAUCAUCCUGCGAGAGUUUCUGCAAUGGCGAGACGACCAGUGGUGGCGAGGAGUGCAUCCCAAGGACAAUGGUGGGACAGCAGCACUCAGACAGGGCCUGGGUGGGAGGAGGGUGCCCUUCUGGCUGCUAGGAGUAGGAAGAACCGAGGCCUGGAGGAAGCUGUCGACAUAGAUGAGCUGGAAGUUGUUGAGAAAAAAACGCAGGAUCGUGAGUCGCAGGCUGGACAAAGCUGCCUGGAGGUCGGAAGGUCGCUUGCAUCAAAAAUAUCAUUAGUUCAAAGGAGACAGAAGCAGUGUAAUUCUGACUACUCGUCGCUGUCGUCAUCAGACUCUCCACGGGUCAGCGACACCAGCAACAGGAGUGAUUCGGGUAACAGUCCCGGAAGCAGCAGCAGCAGCAGCACCAAUGGGGCUUCCAGUAAAACCAGGGAAUCUAAAUUUAAAAAAGUUACCUGUGGUGAGCUGAGUCCCAUUGCAUCGUGCAGUGGAGAUUCCAGUGUUCCUGUGGGGUUGAAUGUGUCGGUCAGCCUCUCCCCUGAUCCUAGUGGUUCUGUCGGCCUCUCCCCUGACCCCAGUAUGAAGGAUCUAGGCGGCCGCAGCCCCUGCACACCGACUAGUGGCUGCCUCAAGGCAGGAACGCGGGCACCCAGCGGCGCGCAUGUCCAGUUCCACACGCCUUACGACAAGGAGGAAGAUGAGGAGCAGCAACGGCUACUGCACGAUACCUUGGUGACGCAGGGUGGCCAGGUAACCCUGCGCAAGGGCCCGUGUGGUGCCUCCACCCCGAAUAGUGAGAGAUCACCUGCCGCGCCUCUUGACCAAGCUGCCCGACACCUCCCCCUCAGAUGUCAAUUCCAGUCUUUCAUUAUCCAAAAAGUGGCGAGGCCGCCACAUAUCGGGGUCUAGCAGUCUCAGCUUGGGCUCCAGCUCCAGCAGUUCUGGCAACUCGGGGGCAACAGAACUCGAGAGGCGUGCUCCGGAUGGUGGGUGGGGUUGGGUGAUCGUGGCGGCUUCCUUCAUGGUGCACUGCAUCGCUGAUGGUAUCACGAUGUCCUUUGGCGUGUUUUUCGUGGAGCUGCUCAAUUACUUCAAUGAGGGGAAGUCUCUCACAUCAUGGGUCGGCAGUCUGUUCAUGGCCAUUCCUCUCCUGGCAGGGCCACUUGCCUCCAUCCUUACCGACCGCUAUGGCUGUCAGACGGUCACCAUCUGCGGGGCGUUGGUGGCCUGUCUGGGCUUCUUCGUCAGUGCCUUCGUCAACACAAUUCCUCUGCUGCUGCUGACAGUAGGCGUCGUCACGGGACUUGGGCUGGCGGUGUGCUACGUGGCCGCCAUUGUUAUUGUUGCAUUUUAUUUUGAGAAGAAGCGUUCUCUGGCCACGGGCAUCGCCGUGGCAGGGAGUGGCAUCGGUACCUUCCUGUUCGCGCCACUCAUUCAGUACCUGAUGGACCACUGGGGAUGGCGGUUGUCCUUCAUCCUGCUGGCUGGCGUGAUGCUCAACAUGGUGGUGUGUGGAGCACUCAUGCGGGACCUGGAGUGGACGCCACGUCACUCAUCCUCCGCCAAUCGUAAUGUCCGUGCCACGCCAGCUCCCAGCAGCCACCGGGGCUCCACCUCACACUCCUCAGAGACUGUCGGGGGACGCGGCGGUAACCUUGCACUGCCCUCGCUGGACGAGCUGCGGCGACUGGUACAGUCGGGAGACGUGGCGGCUUUACUUUCACCAGAGGAACAUCCUGCCGAGACAUUGAGAGGAUCAGCCUCGAUGGUGCUGCUGCCAACCUUCCUCAGUCGCUCCCACGCGCUGCCCCCUGAUGUCAUCCCGUGCCUGUCCUCGCGCACCAAUGCCUACGAGGUGGUGUCUCAGAUGUACCCACAUCUGCUGUCCCACUCCCUCUCAAGCACCCUGGAGCAAGUACUGCCACAGGGGGAGAAGAAGUCACAAAAAUCACAGACCCACAAAGAAAAGAUGUCAGAGUAUGCCUCAACCACCAUCACCAGCAUCGGUUCCUCUGGGGGCUACAGCCAGGACCACAGGGCUGCUGCUCACCGAGAGGCGCAACCCUCCGACACCGAUGACACAACACCCGGCUCGGUCCCGCCUCCCGCCCCCCGCGACACUCCUCAGCCCAGCAAGCUUGACUUACAGAUAGGCUUCACCCCUGAGGACGACGGUGAUGAGGCCGACAAUGAGGAGGAGAAUGAGGACCAGCAGGAGCGGAUGGCGAUGCUGGCUGGGAGUCGCCUACCCAGGGGUCCGAGGCAGCCCGGCACACGGAGGAUCUCUACUGGCUGCAUGGGGGCCAGCUCUCCCCCUCCCCCCGCUGCUCCCCUCCGCAACAUGAGGAUCAACAGGCAAUCCAUGACUUACCGCGGCGCCAUGCUCAACAUUCAGCGUUACCGUCUGAGGGCGUCAUCCUGCCCAGACAUCUACCGCAACUCCAUCAUUACCAUUGCCAAGGCGCAGGAUGAGGUGGGCGCCUGUGCUGACUGGACUUACCUGGAUGACAUGGGUGAAAUGCUGACCGCCUGUGUGGACGUCACCUACUGCAUGGACGCCUCCUACCUGGUGUUUGCUGUGUCCAACUUUGUGCUGUACGUCUUCUAUGACACCGUGUACAUGUAUUUGACAGACUAUGCACAGGGGGUGGGCAUUUCAGCGGAUGACAGUGCUAAUUUGAUCUCAGUCAUUGGAAUCCUCAACUGUCUCGGAAUGGUUGUCAUGGGGUAUGUGGGAGACCGCUCAUGGUCUUCCCCGGUGCUGAUUUACAACAUCUCAAUGGUGGUGUGUGGCCUGAGUGUGCUGGUCAUGCCCUUCAUCACCAAUUACUGGCUCUUGGCACUAGCAUCAGCUGUGUUUGGACUCUUUAUAUCAGCAAAUUAUGCUUUGACGUCAGUGAUUGUGGUGGAGCUGGUGAGUCUGGAGGCGUUCAGCAAGGCGUAUGGACUGUUGCUUCUGAUCCAGGGUCUUGCCAAUCUGAUUGGUCCUCCUCUUGUAGGGUUCAUUGCAGACACAACAGGUAACUAUGUGAUGCCAUUUGUGGUGUCGGGCCUUUUCAUUGUGUUCUGUGGCCUCAUCCUGAACCUGAUCCCACUAAUCAAGCGUUGUCGUGGACAGUACGCCUCCUCCACCUCCUCCCCAGUUUGCACCCCCAAGAAUGGCUCACCCACUGCCACGCCACUUCACAACUUCAAGCAGAAACCAAAACCAAUACAGUUGUGAUGCAUCUGUGGCCUUCCUGUGGGGCACCGAGGUAAUGAUUGUGCUGAUGCUGGUCACCCAAAUACACGCAGUAAGGAAUAUGAGGCAAGGAAGGGUGGGAACCCAUGCUGAUAAUCUUUGUUCAAGAAGCUUUCAUUACACUUAGGCUUUCAAAUAAAACAAAGUUGUACAAAUAUUGUAAUUAUGAUCCCCUCAAGAUUUUUGGCUCACAAGUGUAUGUAAAGUAAUGCAUGAAAUAAGAGUCUUUUGGCAUGCUCAUUCCUACUCCUUGUGUUAACCAUAUUCAUCCAUAUUUAGAAGAUUUUUCAUGUAGGAGGUAACCUGCUCUGUAAGAUGGAGUCCUACAGUCAGCUUUCUUCUCUCAGCUCACUUCUUUAAUUGCUAGAUAGUUCAAGUAGGAGAAACUACUACUAGGAAUUUUCUCCACAAGUGAGAUUGAAGACUUUGGUGCAUGUAUGGAGAAUCAUCUGUUGUGAUGACAACCUAAUUUUGAAAGACUCCAGCUGGCUGCCACCUGAGGCUACUUGCAGGGGUCCUGGCCAGGCCAUCAGUGUUCUCCCUUUUGUGGCAGAUACAAAUUGUGAUUCUAGUUUUAUACUGUAAACUUGUUCAUUAUUUUGGUUUAUUUGCAUACUUUCCAGAAUGCUUAUUUAUGAUAUUUCAAUUUAGUUAAAAAUGGCAUUUUGUAUAUGUGGGUAUGAAAAUAAAUAUAUUCAAUAAAAUAUUUAGAAAUAAUUUUCUAAAACUUAGCAUUUUAUGAAAAUGUAUGAAUCAUUCCAUAAUGCAAAUAUUAACUUAAAUAUUUAAUUGGAAAUGUUAAUGAAAUUAUGCAUUUACCUGAAAAAUAUUUCCAUCUCUUAAAAGUGCUUACAAGAUGCUUUAUCAUUACUAAGCAAACUGCCAUUGUCUGAGUAUCUACCCCCAUUUGUGGAACUGGAACUUUACUACUUCGAACAUCAUGGGUCUUGCAUUGUCAACAUGGCAUUAGUCACAGCUCUGCUAUCUUGCACAGACAGAACUAUAACCACUGUGACCUCAAUGCCCUGUUUUAAAAGGAAGGACUUGGGGUCAAGGCACCAUUACUCAUUAUUAUUUCUUUGAGUUAUGACUUGAAGCUGUUGUGUGUUUAGUGUUGUUUGCUUACUGUUCCAGGAACCUCUUUCAGACUUACGUGGUAACCAAGAAUACCUUGCAUGGAUUGACCAGUUUAAAAUCACCACUAGUCCUAGCAAUUUAACAAAUAUAAUAUAUAGUGUAUAUUUCAGGAAUGAUAAUUAUGAUCCAGUCUACAAUAUACCUGUAGCUUUUGAUAAGAAUGGCAACAUUUCUCCAUUUGUAUACAUUUGUUGUAAGUUUUUUGGAUUAUGACCUAAGGAUGUGAAUGUCAGUUAAUUUUGAGUUGCUCAUCUAUUUGUGUGACUUCCCUCCAUCUUGUAAUAAUAAAGCCUGCUUUAUUUCAACAUGACAAAUAUUUUUAUAUAUUUUCUUGUAAAUAAUUUGUACAUUAUACAAACUAAGUUAAUAAGUAACCAUAUAUUCAUUUCCCCACUUGAGAUGGAAUCUUUCUUAGUCAUGAAAUACACACACAUACACACACACACACACACACACACACACACACACACACACACACACACACACACACACACACACACACACACACACACACACACACACACACACACACGCACACUGAGUUAGUUCAGUGUUAAUUUCCAUGCCUGUCUCCUGGCAGGCUGCGGUCUGUGGCCUGCUCAAGUCACUUGAGGUUUUCACUGAUGAGCAAGCAGUUACUGUCCUCCUUGAGCAAGAGGACUGGAUGUGUGAAAGGUCUCAUCUGUAUCCAUGUAACAGACUACAUGACCUCUGAGCUUUCCCCAGGACAUUACAGCUGGCAAUCACAAGUCUAACAUGAAAUUCUCCUUUGGACACUCUCUCUCUCUCUCUCUCUCUCUCUCUCUCUCUCUCUCUCUCUCUCUCUCUCUCUCUCUCUCUCUCUCUCUCUCUCUCUCUCUCUCUCUCUCUCUCUCUCUCUCUCUCUCUCUCUCUCUCUCUCUGUCUCUCUCUCUCUCUCUGUCUCUCUCUCUCUCUGUCUCUCUCUCUCUCUCUGUCUCUCUCUCUCUCUCUCUCUCUCUCUCUCUCUCUCUCUCUCUCUCUCUCUCUCUCUCUCUCUCUCUCUCUCUCUCUCUCUCUCUCUCUCUCUCUCUCUCUCUCUCUGCCAGUAAUGCCCCUUCAGCUCUCAAGGACUGUGGCAGCUACUUUUACAACAUUGGAGGAGAAGCAGGAAGGUGUGUGUGCAUGUCAUUGAUGCUUAGGUUGUGUUAGUUGUAAUUAUUUAUAAGUGAGUUAUACAGCUUAAACAUUUAUAUGAUAUGAUCAACAGACCCUCUUGCAAUAUCAAACUAUGCAUUAGUAUCAAGAUGUUUCAAAAGUUUUGUCCUACUGUAAAGUUUGUUCAGUGAUAAUCUUUGUAUAUAAAAUGUAGAUCACAAUUUAAUCAAAGAUGUGUACAGGUUACACAGCAUACAUGUAAUACAUUUUCCAGUCACUAGUAGUGAUGUGUGGAAUACAGAACAAGACACACCUAGGACUACAUCAUGAUGUGAUAUAAUUAUUCACUUUCCCAUGCAUCCCAUUAGAAUUACAUAGAAAUAUAGUCUAUAUUUUUCUCAGUAUUAACAAAAUCCACUCAAUAUAAUUAAGAUCAAUAAUUUAAUGUAACUAUGUAAAAAUGUAUAUAAGAGUGUGUGCAUGCAUUGUGGGUCUUGGGAGUGUGGGUGGCAGCACCCCAGAGUGGGGAGCAGGUGGAGGCUUAGGCCACACCUCUUCUGGCACUUAGGGGUCCCCGAGUCUGCCAGGAAGGAAAGGGUCUCAGGCAUUAGCUGAACAUCUGAGGUGACCAUUCCAGAGCUGAGUAUUGACUGGGAUGAAAGAAAGUUUUGAUGUUAGUACAUUCUACACUAUUGUUUUGCUGUGAUUUUGGUGGAAAUCACCAAUAAUUAUUUACUUUCCGAGGAACUGUGAUGACCUCACUGUGUAUAUCAAACACUGGAGCAGUGCAGACCUGUGAUACCAUGUGGUGUGUGUGGUGAGUGGCAGGCAGCAGUGUGGCAGGAUGUGGUGGUGGUGGUGGUGGUGGUGGUCACUGUCAUGCUCUACUGAUCCCCUCCACUGCUGGAAGGCAAAUAGUUCUGGAAGAAUGACCGUACAUGACUAUCGCUAUACUUCAUGAGCCAUCUGCAUUGUUAAUUGUUUUCAGAGGAUGUGCAUCUCAUCUUAUUGAUGUGGAUAGUGGGGUUUACUUGCAUUAGUAACUUAUUUAUGAUAGUCAUAAUAAGGGACACCAGAGCUACUUAUCAUUAUGUGUAUUGUGAUGAAAACAACAACAGUUGGUGCUUAAUUUAAACAGAAUGCUCAUUCAUCAUCAUCAUCAGCUCUUGUUACAUUUCCCGAUGGAAAGGGAAGGGAAUAAAUGUAAAAAGAUGUCACAUUGUUCAUUAGAAAGGAUGGCAAUCACUAAUGUCAGUCAUUGAUACCGAUAUGAUUGUGUAAUUACAGAGACCAAAGAAAUAUCCUUUUAAGAUUUCCUUCUUAAUGUAAUUCAUCAUGCAAAGUUGUUGGUAAGACUGAUCAAGAAAUGGAAAUAUUUUGGAGUCUGAUCCAUCAUCUGUAUGUGACAAUCCCUAAAACAUAUUUCAAUGUUUUACGGAAACCUUAUACUCUCCUUCCAUACACACAUGUAUUCUCCUUUUCUUCCAAUCCUGUGAUCUUACUUAUGACUUGUGUUAAGUCUUCCUUACACUUAUCAUCAUUAAUCUCCUCCUCCUCCUCCUCCUCCUCCUCCUGCUCUAACCAUGACCUCCCCAGAUCACCAUAACCUAAACAUACACACUCCAUUAUUCUUUAAUUUACAUGGAGUCCCUUUCUCCUGGUGCCAUGCUGCUGCCAGCCACCCACCAUUCUUGUCUGGUUAGUAGGUCAUUUGGUGAACAACAAUCUGAUGCUCUGUAUUGUCAAGCACAAUAUGAUAUUGGAAGGAUGCGAUACAUUGUAGUAAAUACAUAAUCCUGUAAAAUAGUACUUUUGGGUAAGUUUAUCAAUAGAUAUUUAGACAUUCAUUGCUCAUUUCAGUCUGAGUGUUUGUUGUUGAGUUUUGGCAGGUUACUGUGGCCAAGGGAGUACAAGUUCUACAGUUAAAGUUACACUUCACUGCAGCUGUCACUGCCUUUCACCUCCUCAUGAGACCUUGCUCACUCCAGGCUGGCGGCUGCUGCAUCACCUUCACCGUGUUGCAAUGAUCAGCCUUCAAUACAGACAUGUAAAUAUACCUUUCUGGAACUUUUACUGUCAACUUUACCAUGUACAUUCUGUGAUUGAAUAUAAUUACAAAUUAAAAUCCCCUGCUCAGGCACUUUUCUGUGACUUGUCAUGAUUUCUUUGCAUUUCUCCUCUACUUGCUGAGUCUGGCACUCUGCUGACAGUGUUCAGGUACAGAGAGGCAAAGAUCACACCAAGGUGCCACUGUGCUCAGACCUUUAGUCUUCUCAUCUGCACUCAGGCACUGUGACAACCUAAGUUAAAUGAUGUUUCCAGGGAAAAUUAAGCUAACUUUCUUAAACUACCUAAUUCAUUGUAAUAUUUUCAUGGAAUAUUUUGGGCUGCAGUUCAAUUCUUUUCGGUAUCUUCACUCCUAGCUCCUCAAAUUGGUGUUACUGCAGAUGUUACCAAUGCAUAAUAUAAUAGAUCUCUAGGGAAGCAUUUGCACUCAACAACAUACCUCGAGUACUAUAUUAAGUAAUUCAUUGCUCUGUCUAACUACAUACCUUCCAUCCCCCUCCCUUGUGUACAUAGCAAUCAAAUGUGCAAGCCACUAUGGCUGUUUAUAGUUCCAUGUAAGUUUUUAUCAUUCUAAUGUUCAAAAUGCAAUAAAAGUAUUUCCUUCA